AUGCAAUUGCUGAUUGGACUUCGCUUGAGCUCAUUGCUGCUCUGCUAUGGCGAUGUGAUGGAUUCUGGUUGGAGGAACAGGAACCAGAGACUGCAACAUCGAAGAAUUUCUGAAGUGGAUGGUGGAACGCGAUGGACAGGUAAACUGCUCACCAGUGGUGGCGGUGGAAGCUGGAGAACGCAGGAAGGCACAGAAAGUUGA
Linum trigynum is the source of this 201-nucleotide messenger RNA. NCBI's taxonomy places the organism in Eukaryota, Viridiplantae, Streptophyta, Magnoliopsida, Malpighiales, Linaceae. The record is from the annotation of a GenBank genome assembly.